Molecule: messenger RNA, 1999 nt
Organism: Dama dama (fallow deer)
Lineage: Eukaryota; Metazoa; Chordata; Mammalia; Artiodactyla; Cervidae
Gene: MSANTD3
Product: Myb/SANT DNA binding domain containing 3
Exons: 3
Coding region: 856-1722 (288 amino acids)
Source: RefSeq, a predicted model, not a curated record
UGCUUGAAAACCGGUCUUGAAGGACAGGGUGUUUGGGCGCAUGGUGAUGGUGAAGGUAGGAGCCCUGUGCCUAGUAAAAAGAGCAGAUGCUUUGGAGAGACAGAUAGUGGGAGGUUUGAGUUCUAGGUCUGCCAUUUCUCAGCCAUGUAAUUUUUUGCAAGGAUUAAAUAAUGGUUUUUCAAGUGCCAGGUAGGGAGCUCAGUAAGCGCUAGGACCUUUUCCCCUGUCCACAGUGACAUUUGUUUAACUCUUGUCUCCUGAGCACCAGUCUUAUGCUGAGUCAUAUGCUUCAUGCUGAGGAUCCAGAGAUGAGUCAGAAAUUAUGUAUUUCCCUUAGGAAUUUCCCAGCCUAGUGAAGGAGAUGGACACAAUGAGCAAAUUAAAGAAAAUAAGGGAAGUGCAAUUAUCUACAGCUGGUAGUGAGCUCACAGGAGAGUAACUCAUUCAUUCUGGAUAGAACAUUCAGGGCUAACUACCUCUUUAACAAGAUAUAACAAGAUGAGAUGUUAUCAUAGAGGUUUUGAAUGCAACACCAACUCUUAAUUUCUAUCUUUUUUUUGCCUUUGUCUUGUCUUUGCCCUGAUAGUCUCUCUCUUAAAAAAAAACACACACACACAACCUAGUUGCAGUGUGUACAUAGUUGUUAAGCUGCCUCAAGCUCAUUUUAGGAGGAAGCUAUUAUAAAUAAAAUCAACAUAAUAGCCUGGCUGUUAGUUAAGGAAGGCUUCACAAAAAAUUUCAUGAGAGUUGGACCUUGAGGGAUGAAGAUAAGCCCUUGGUGGACUUUGGGGUAAAGGAUUCCAGCCAAAGGAAGCCCCAUGUCCAGAGGCAUGCGAACACAACAAGUUCAAGGGCAUGAAGGAUAGCAAACAGCCAGGAGAAACACAGUGGAAAAUGCAAAACAACGAAAUCAUAAAACCUGCCAAAUACUUCUCAGAAUUGGAAAAGAGCAUCCUGCUGGCGUUAGUAGAAAAGUACAAGUAUGUGCUGGAAUGUAAGAAAAGCGAUGCGCGAACUAUUGCCCUCAAGCAGCGAACCUGGCAGGCACUUGCCCACGAGUACAACUCCCAGCCCAGCGUGUCGCUGCGGGAUUUCAAACAGCUGAAGAAGUGCUGGGAGAACAUCAAGGCUCGGACCAAAAAGAUUAUGGCCCACGAGAGGAGAGAGAAAGUGAAGCGCAGCGUCAGCCCGCUUCUGAGCACCCACGUCCUGGGGAAGGAGAAGAUUGCCAGCAUGCUGCCGGAGCAACUUUACUUCCUGCAGAGCCCUCCCGAGGAGGAGCCCGAGUACCACGCUGAGGCCGCCGCCCAAGAAUCAUUUGCUGUUUCAAAUAGAGAACUGUGCGAUGAUGAGAAAGAGUUCAUACAUUUUCCAGUAUGUGAGGGGACCUCUCAACCUGAACCCUCGUGUUCAGCUGUCAGAAUAACAGCCAAUAAAAACUACAGGAGCAAAACCUCUCAGGAAGGUGCUUUAAAAAAGAUGCAUGAGGAAGAACACCAUCAACAAAUGUCCAUCUUACAACUGCAGCUGAUACAAAUGAAUGAGGUGCAUGUGGCCAAAAUCCAGCAGAUAGAGCGAGAGUGUGAGAUGGCAGAGGAGGAACACAGGAUAAAAAUGGAAGUUCUCAAUAAAAAGAAGAUGUAUUGGGAAAGAAAACUACAAACUUUUACCAAGGAGUGGCCUGUUUCCUCAUUUAACCGGCCCUUUCCCAAUUCACCCUAAAAGACUGUGGGGGUGGCUCCCUUGUAAUUAAUCUGUGUUGGCAAAGAAAGUCUGGAACACGAACGUGCGGUCAGUCACCUGUAACAGAGCUACGAACUAGGAAAAUUAGAGUGGUAGCAGUCACUUAAGAAAAAAAAAAGAAUACAUUCAGGCAAACAGCUGCGCCCUAUGUACCCCUUCAGUGGUAAAGAAGCUGUCAGAGUUUUCUGAAAAUUAUCACUUUGAGUGCUAUCAUUCUGAAUGUAAUGUCUCUUAAUUAGAAUUCAUACAAGAACCA